Messenger RNA from Candoia aspera, 763 nucleotides. It is a transcript of the gene BLOC1S2, whose product is annotated as biogenesis of lysosomal organelles complex 1 subunit 2. Gene Ontology annotation, molecular function: gamma-tubulin binding. The record is from RefSeq and is a predicted model, not a curated record. Lineage: Eukaryota; Metazoa; Chordata; Lepidosauria; Squamata; Candoiidae. The transcript is spliced from 5 exons. Gene Ontology annotation, biological process: lysosome localization; endosomal transport. Gene Ontology annotation, cellular component: gamma-tubulin complex; BORC complex; BLOC-1 complex. The coding region runs from base 136 to 570 and encodes 144 amino acids.
GGCCGAGGGGCGCGCAGAGCAGGAUGCCGGGCGCCUGAGGUGGCCGCGAGCGCGCAGCAGCGCCCGGAGCCGCCGACCGCGCUCGGGGGCCGCCGCCGCCAGCCCUCCUCGCUCUCUGUUCCCGGGAAGGCUGCCAUGGCCGCGGCCGCCGCCUCGCUGGAAGACAGCUUGGAGGCCCGCCACCAAGCCUCCAAACAGGAACCUGUUGUGGAAACUGCAGAAGAAGCCACAGAACCAGCAGAAGCUGAUAUUAAUGAACUUUGUAAGGAGAUGUUCAACAAAAUGGCUAUUUACCUAACAGGUGAACUGACUGCAACUAGUGAAGAUUACAAACUCCUGGAAAACAUGAACAAACUAACUAGUUUGAAGUACCUGGAAAUGAAAGACAUUGCUAUAAACAUAAGUCGGAAUUUGAAAGACUUAAACCAGAAAUAUGCUGCACUUCAGCCAUAUCUGGAACAAAUCAAUCAGAUUGAAGAGCAAGUUGCAGCUUUGGAACAGGCUGCCUACAAGCUGGAUGCAUAUUCCAAGAAACUUGAAGCAAAGUACAAAAAAUUGGAAAAGCGAUGAAAGGACCUUAGAUAAUGAAACUGCUUCUAGAAUACAUGACUCUUUUGCAAGAAACCAGAUGAAAGAUUUCUGAUGCUGAACUUCUGAAACAGAAUUUAUGCCUCAGCAAUGCAUUUGGACUAGAAUAACCUUUCAAAAGUAGCAGUGGCUACAUGUGUCUAAGAAUAAACUACUUCUCUUAUUGUAGAAUUUA